Messenger RNA from Sphaerodactylus townsendi, 1550 nucleotides. RefSeq names its product zinc finger and BTB domain containing 8 opposite strand (gene TSLIG1). Gene Ontology annotation, biological process: tRNA splicing, via endonucleolytic cleavage and ligation. Gene Ontology annotation, cellular component: tRNA-splicing ligase complex. The record is from RefSeq and is a predicted model, not a curated record. NCBI's taxonomy places the organism in Eukaryota, Metazoa, Chordata, Lepidosauria, Squamata, Sphaerodactylidae. The coding region runs from base 69 to 575 and encodes 168 amino acids. The transcript has 8 exons.
CUCUCAGCCUAGCCUACGUCACAGGGCUGUUGUGAGGAUAACAUGGAGACGAGGAGAAUGAGGAGGAGAUGACUCAGGCCAUGGCAGACGAUCAGCGCGACUAUAACUUGAACGAGGAGCAAAAACGCACCAAAGCCAAAUAUCCUCCCAUCCAGAGGAAAUACGAGUAUUUGGAUCAUACAGCUGAUGUUCAGUUGCAUGCCUGGGGAGACACUCUGGAAGAAGCCUUUGAACAAUGUGCAAUGUCCAUGUUUGGGUAUAUGACAGACACUGAGACAGUUGAACCCCUGGACACAGUUGAGGUGAUGGCUGAGGGUCAUGACAUGCUGUCUCUUCUCUUUCACUUUCUUGAUGAAUGGCUGUAUAAAUUCAGCGCAGAUGAGUUUUUCAUUCCCAGGGAAGUAAAAGUGGUUUCUAUGGACCAGACAAGCUUCAAAAUAAGAUCCAUUGGGUGGGGGGAAGAAUUCUCAUUGAACAAACAUCCUCAGGGCACGGAGGUCAAAGCAAUAACUUACUCAGCCAUGCAGGUCCUGGAAGAAGAAAAACCAGAGGUCUUUGUCAUCAUUGACAUCUAAAAGAAGAAAAUCGGCCCAUCUUCAUGCCUUGACAGACGUACCAGACACCCCCAAGCUGAGGGCCUGUUCCUCCAGAGGAUAAGGUGGGCUAGUCGACCACAGUCCUGUAGAGACUUGAAAGUAUCUGGAGCAGCUGAACGGAGAGUCUCACAGUGAAUGUCUCAUUGUGAGAUGCCCUUGUGGAAGAAGAACCACACAAGGAAUGUUCUCAUGUGUGUGGAAAGAUUAAAUACUUGCUGGUGGUGACUUCUUAGCAGAAACUGAGAAGAUAGGAGAAUAAUUCUUUUGACAAGGGACUAGACGGUACAAAGAAUGUCAGCAUGGUCUGAGCUAAAUUUGACUCCAGUUGCAGCUGAGAGACCAACAAGAUUGUGGAGCUAUAAGCUUUUGAGAGCCGAAGCUCCCUGAAAAUCUGGUUGUUCUCUAGCUGUUCUAUUGCAACCCAGCAUUGCUGCCUUCUGAAAAUAUGGACUGACUGUGCUAGCCUGGAUAAUGCCAACCUUUCUCUUUUUUUCUACCUCUUUUUGUUGUUUCAAAUCAGGUCAGUCAGAUGCAAUUUCCUGCAGCAUCCUUUCCACCAGAGAGGAUUUGGCAAAAGCCUUCUGCCACUAAAUCAGUCUCCUCCUCUUCCCAUCUCCUUGCGUGUCCCCAGAGGAAGCUGUGCAGCCUGAGUUCCAUGCAAAUGUAAUAUGCAUAAACAAUGGUUAGGGGAGACUGAGAGCAUGCUUCCUCCUCUCUGCCCAGGCAAGAAAUACAAACAGCUCGCCCCCUCCCUCCUUCAAAGUGUGGUUCCCAUGUUCAGAAUAACCAGGAUGGGUGCAAGUAUAACAGCACGCAUUGAUUAAAACAAACUGCAGAAUGGAUUUGGCGAGGGGAGGAUUUAUACAAGAAGGGGGAGAAGAAGAAAGGAUGGAGGUGCCAAAUAACUAAUAACUUGCACUCAAUCUAAAAAAUAAAUUUGGAAAAGGAGACAGA